Messenger RNA from Mercurialis annua (annual mercury), 4274 nucleotides. RefSeq names its product pre-mRNA-splicing factor ATP-dependent RNA helicase DEAH7. The coding region runs from base 248 to 4135 and encodes 1295 amino acids. NCBI's taxonomy places the organism in Eukaryota, Viridiplantae, Streptophyta, Magnoliopsida, Malpighiales, Euphorbiaceae. The record is from RefSeq and is a predicted model, not a curated record. The transcript has 17 exons. Gene Ontology annotation, molecular function: ATP binding; RNA binding. Gene Ontology annotation, biological process: mRNA splicing, via spliceosome. Gene Ontology annotation, cellular component: intracellular anatomical structure; spliceosomal complex.
AAAAUUUCGUUCGAUUUUAAUUUUGUUAUUUUAUUGUCCAUCCUCUUCUGAUACAAAACGUGUCCAAAAUAUUACUAAUAACAGUCAAAUUAAUCAAAAGUCGGUUCUCCAAAUUUCUUCCGGAAAAGAAAAAGGAAUUGUAAGAAAAAACCAAUCGCUCUCUGAUUCAACUGCACACAGUUUCAAUUAAACCCUAGAAGCUCGCUCUUCUCUCUACGGCAGCUUAGAUUUCAAUUACAGUGGAAUCAUGGAUAUAGACGCGACAGUAGUAACAAUGGAACCUGAAAAGAGUAAUGAGAGAGGUGGAUUGUUAUUUGUUCCUCCUGGCAAGGAUAGACUAGAAUUCAAACCUCCUCAAAGAAAAUCACUUUUGGGUUUAGAUGUGCUAGCUAUUGCAAAACGAGAAGGAAGUUGUUCUGAUAGUUAUGGUGCAUUUAAAGUUCCAAAAGAAAGAGUUUCUGCUACUUCUGUUGCGGCCGCCGCAUCUAUGGAGGAAGGAGAGCUUGAGUCUUUUUCAUCUAGCAUAGAUGAUGAAGGAAUGGUUAAUAGAGUUUCUGAUGGCGUUCAUAAUAAUCAUGUGAAUAGACGGUAUCGUGAUACAUCUACACGUGAGAUUACUCAUGGAGAAAGUACCGUGACUCGAGAAGGAUCAGUUAAUGAUAAGUAUGAAAGUCAUCGAUCUAGAUAUAAUAAACUUUCAGAGGACGCUGCAACCACUACUGGCAGUUCUCGAAGUAUGCGAUCUAGGAGUCCUGAGAGUGAGAGGGAUGAGCGAAACAGUGGGAGAAGAAACUCUAAGGAUAAUUAUAGGAGUGAUAGCAGGAGAAUGAAAUACAGGCACUCUAAUGAGCGUGAAGAGUGGAGUCGAGGAAGGGAAUCACGCAAUUCGUAUGAACGAGAAUAUGAUAGAGAUUAUGAUAGAAAACGGGGACGAUAUGAAGGUUCAAGGCGGACACCAGGCAGAUCAGAUUGGGAUGAUGGGAGAUGGGAAUGGGAAGAAUCACCUCGCAGGGAUAGUCGCUCAAAUAGUAGUAGGCGCAGUCAACCUUCGCGUUCCCCAAUGUAUGUUGGGGCAUCGCCCGACGUACGAUUAGUUUCUCCAUGGUUGGGUGGCCAUACUUCUUCUUCUACUGGUUCUGCUGCUUCUCCAUGGGAUCACAUUGCUCCUUCCCCAGUUCCUAUACGCGCUUCUGGACAGUCGGCCAAGUCUUCUAGUUCUAGACAUGGUGAGAGGUCACAUCAACUUACUUUCUCCUCCAAAACUUCACAAUCAUUAGAGGGGGAAGGAGAAGAUAAACCUACAUCAUCAGAGGAACAUCAUUAUGAGAUUACCGAAAGCAUGCGCUUGGAGAUGGAGUACAAUUCUGAUAGAGCAUGGUAUGACAGAGAAGAAGGUAACACAAUGUUUGAUGCUGAUAGCUCAUCAUUUUAUCUUGGAGAUGACACCUCAUUGCAGAAAAAAGAGGCAGAAUUGGCCAAAAAACUGGUUCGAAGAGAUGGCUCCAAAAUGACACUUGCUCAAAGCAAGAGGCUAUCUCAGCUUACUGCUGAUAAUGCUCAGUGGGAGGAUCGGCAGCUAUUAAGAUCCGGAGCAGUACGGGGUACUGAAGUCCAGACUGAGUUUGAUGAUGAGGAAGAGCGCAGAGUCAUUCUUCUUGUACAUGAUACAAAACCUCCUUUUCUGGAUGGUAGAGUUGUUUUUACCAAACAAGCGGAGCCUAUCAUGCCAAUUAAAGAUCCCACCUCAGAUAUGGCCAUUAUUUCACGUAAAGGAUCUACUCUGGUUAGAGAAAUUCAUGAGAAGCAGAGUAUGAAUAAGUCACGCCAGCGAUUUUGGGAGCUUGCUGGCUCAAAACUUGGUGAUAUUCUAGGUGUUGAGAAGACAGCUGAACAGAUUGAUGCUGAUACUGCUACUGUGGGUGAAGAAGGUGAAGUUGAUUUUAGGGAAGAGGCAAAAUUUUCACAGCACUUGAAAAAGGAGGAAGCUGUGAGUGAUUUUGCUAAGUCAAAAACCCUUGCUGAGCAGCGGCAAUAUCUUCCCAUAUAUUCAGUACGGGAUGAUCUAUUGCAGGUGAUUCGUGAAAAUCAAGUAGUUGUUGUUGUUGGAGAAACUGGUUCUGGAAAGACAACUCAACUGACUCAGUAUCUCUAUGAAGAUGGGUAUACAAACAAUGGCAUAGUGGGGUGCACCCAACCAAGGCGUGUAGCAGCCAUGAGUGUUGCAAAAAGAGUUAGCGAAGAGAUGGAAACUGAUUUGGGAGAUAAAGUUGGUUAUGCUAUUCGUUUUGAGGAUGUGACUGGGCCAAAAACUAUAAUAAAGUAUAUGACAGAUGGAGUGCUUUUGCGGGAAACUCUGAAAGAUUCUGAUCUCGAUAAAUACCGGGUUGUAGUCAUGGAUGAAGCUCAUGAGAGAUCGUUGAGCACAGAUGUGUUGUUUGGGAUAUUAAAAAAGGUUGUUGCCCAGCGUCGUGACUUUAAGCUAAUUGUGACAUCUGCAACUUUGAAUGCUGAGAAAUUUUCAAAUUUCUUUGGAAGUGUUCCGAUUUUCCACAUCCCUGGGAGGACAUUUCCUGUAAAUAUUUUGUACAGCAAAACUCCGUGUGAAGAUUAUGUAGAAGCUGCAGUGAAGCAAGCCAUGACCAUCCACAUUACCAGUCCUCCAGGUGACAUUCUUAUAUUCAUGACUGGCCAAGAUGAGAUUGAAGCGGCUUGUUAUGCCCUCGCUGAGCGCAUCGAACAACUUAUCUCUUCCACAAAGAAAGCAGUUCCUAAACUCUUGAUACUACCGAUAUACUCCCAACUUCCAGCUGAUCUGCAAGCAAAGAUAUUCCAAAAGGCUGAAGAUGGGGCACGCAAAUGCAUUGUCGCCACCAACAUCGCCGAAACCUCUUUGACUGUUGAUGGAAUUUUUUACGUGAUCGACACUGGGUACGGUAAAAUGAAAGUUUACAAUCCAAGGAUGGGUAUGGAUGCUCUUCAAGUUUUUCCUGCUAGCCGUGCUGCUGCAGAUCAGCGUGCUGGACGUGCUGGCAGAACUGGUCCUGGCACAUGCUAUAGGCUUUAUACAGAGAACGCAUACCUAAACGAAAUGCUGCCCAGUCCAGUGCCUGAGAUCCAGAGGACCAAUCUCGGGAAUGUGGUUUUGUUGCUGAAGUCUCUCAAAAUCGAAAACUUGCUUGAUUUCGAUUUCAUGGAUCCACCUCCACAGGACAACAUCCUUAAUUCAAUGUAUCAAUUAUGGGUUUUGGGCGCUCUUAACAAUGUUGGAGGAUUAACUGAUCUUGGCUGGAAAAUGGUUGAGUUCCCAUUAGACCCUCCGCUGGCUAAGAUGCUCUUGAUGGGUGAAGAACUAGAAUGUUUAAAUGAGGUUUUGACAAUUGUAUCGAUGCUUUCAGUGCCAUCAGUCUUUUUCCGACCCAAAGACAGGGCAGAGGAGAGUGAUGCGGCCAGGGAAAAGUUUUUUGUUCCCGAGUCUGAUCAUUUGACCCUGCUCAAUGUUUAUUUGCAAUGGAAAGAGCACCAGUAUCGCGGAGAUUGGUGUAAUGAUCAUUUUCUGCAUGUCAAAGGAUUACGAAAGGCGAGAGAAGUUAGAUCCCAGCUGCUGGAUAUUCUGAAAACUUUAAAAAUCCCAUUGACUUCUUGCGGGCAUGAGUGGGACAUUAUACGAAAAGCCAUAUGUUCUGCAUAUUUCCACAAUGCAGCGAGACUAAAAGGUGUUGGAGAAUACGUGAAUAGUAGAAAUGGAAUGCCAUGUCAUCUACACCCCAGCAGUGCGCUAUAUGGUCUAGGUUACACUCCAGAGUACGUGGUGUAUCAUGAAUUGAUUUUGACGACGAAGGAGUACAUGCAGUGUGCUACUGCAGUGGAGCCGCAGUGGUUGGCAGAACUGGGACCGAUGUUUUUCUCUGUGAAGGAUUCAGAUACAUCGUUGUUGGAGCACAAGAAAAAACAGAAAGAAGAGAAAACCGCCAUGGAAGAGGAAAUGGAAAAUUUGAGAAAGGAGCAAGCUGAUGCCGAGAGGGAAAGCAAAGAAAGGGACAAGGCAAAGAGGGCUAAGCAGCAACAGCAAGUUUCGAUGCCAGGCUUCCGCCAAGGCGCUUCCACUUAUUUAAGACCAAAAAAAUUUGGUUUGUAAACAUCACCUUAUGUUGUUUCUCUAUCCCAAAAUUAGCUCAUGUAAACAAACAUAGAGAAAAUGUAAUCUAGAGGGAAGAUAAACUGACCAGAGAAGCAAGUGUAUGAUGUUUUGAAGUAAAAAUUUAAUAUUUUGGUUA